Molecule: messenger RNA, 6785 nt
Organism: Epinephelus moara (kelp grouper)
Lineage: Eukaryota; Metazoa; Chordata; Actinopteri; Perciformes; Serranidae
Gene: adamts12
Product: ADAM metallopeptidase with thrombospondin type 1 motif, 12
Exons: 24
Coding region: 227-5056 (1609 amino acids)
Biological process (GO): proteolysis; extracellular matrix organization
Cellular component (GO): extracellular matrix
Molecular function (GO): metalloendopeptidase activity
Source: RefSeq, a predicted model, not a curated record
CACUCCUCCCCUCCUUCCUCCGCAGAGCCGGAGCUUUCUCCCUCUUUAAACCAUGCUCAGGCUCCCAGUCCUCCUCGGUGCCUGUUUGCCUUCGUGAGGGGAGAUUUCUCAGCGUGUUCAUGUCAUGACACAGUGCAGCGCAGGAUCCAAGUGGUCGCCUCUAACGCCACUGCAACCCCGAUGCCCACGACUCUUUUGCAGUGCUUUGAGUUUGGUUACAUGAAAUAUGCGAUGUUCGCAGGAGUGCCCGGUUCUUUUGCUGCUACACUUAGUUUUCAUUUUGGCAGCCGGCCAUGAAGAGCUCUCCGACUCUGGCAGGCUCUUCUCCCUCUUUGCAGAACAAGGUCAGUUGUCCCAGUCAGAUGUGUCCACUGUCCACCCAGUGAAAACCACAGCUGAUGGAGACUUCAUCUCCCACUCUCUGGCUCACCACAUCAGGGGUGAGCGAGUCAGGCGUGACCUGCGACCCCAUGGUUUGGAGGAGCAGGUUUUCUACAAGGUCAACUACAGGGGUCGCGCUUUAUUGUUCAAUUUGACUGCAAACAACCACCUGGUUUCAAGUGACUACAUCCUGGAGAGGAGGAACGGCAGUGCCAACAGGACUGAGCAUCAUCGCUCUGAGGGGAACUCCUGUCACCUCCUUGGCACUGUGGAAGCGUCUGAUGUGCGAGGAACUGCUGCCAUCAGCACCUGUAAAGGACUGAGAGGCUUCUUCUCCCUGCCAGAGGGACACUUCUUUAUUGAACCUGUCCAGAAAUCCUCUGAUGAUCCUGCAGGGACUCCAGAGCCCCAUAUCGUCUAUCCAAGAGUUACACCAGAAAGUCAGAGAAAAAAACGCAGCAUUGAGUCCAAAAAGACACCCAGCCCCUGUGGAGUUCAAGAUGCUCCAAGUGACUCUGUCCAGGUGGAGAGGGAGAGGGAGGAGUGGGAGAGGGAGCAGCAGAGGGGGGAGGCUCAGGCUCAGUCCCGCUCGCAGCGCUCGGUCAGCAGAGAGCGCUGGGUGGAGACAAUGGUGGUGGCUGAUGCAAAACUCAUAGAAUACCACGGCAGCGAUAAUGUGGAGUCGUACAUCUUCACCAUCAUGAACAUGGUGGCUGGGAUCUUUCAUGAUGCCAGUAUUGGGAACGCCAUCCACGUCAUCUUGGUUCGCCUCAUUCUUCUCCAGGGCGAGGAGAAAGGGUUGAAGAUCGUCCACCAUGCAGACACCACUUUGGCCAGUUUCUGUGCAUGGCAGAAAAACCUCAAUCCCCAGAGUGACACACACCCAGCUCAUCAUGACGUGGCUGUAUUGGUCACUAGGAAAGACAUCUGUGCUGGAAUGAAUCAGCCCUGUGAGACCCUGGGUCUGUCUCAUCUGUCUGGGAUGUGUCAACCACACCGCAGCUGCAACAUCAAUGAGGAUUCGGGACUACCUGUCGCCUUCACUGUCGCUCAUGAGAUGGGCCACAGCUUUGGAAUUCAUCACGACGGUCAGGGGAAUGACUGUGAGCUGGAAGGGAGGCACCCGUUCAUCAUGUCCAGACAGCUGAUGUACGACAGCUCGCCUCUCACUUGGUCCUCCUGCUCCAAAGAAUACAUCACACGCUUCCUCGAUCGUGGCUGGGGUUUCUGUCUGGAUGACCGCCCGUCCAAGAGGGACCUAACCACCCCACUGGCUCGCCUCGGUGUCCGCUACACCACACACCACCAGUGCCAGCUUCAGUACGGCCCAAAUGCUACCUUCUGCCAUGAGGUUGAUAACGUUUGCCAGAUCCUGUGGUGUUCAGUGAACGGCUCCUGUCGCUCCAAACUGGACUCGCCUAUAGAUGGCACUCGAUGUGGACCGGAGAAGUGGUGUAUCUCAGGAGAGUGUGUAAUUGUGGGUAAACUCCCAGAGACUGUGAAUGGAGGCUGGGGACAGUGGAGUACCUGGUCUCACUGCUCCAGGACCUGUGGGACUGGAGUUCAGUCAGCAGAGAGGGAGUGUAACAACCCCAAACCAGAGUUUGGGGGAAAGUAUUGCACUGGGGAAAGAAAGCGUUAUCGCACCUGUAACACAAAACCCUGUCUGAAGAAUAAACCAACUUUUCGGGAGAUGCUGUGCAGUGAGUUUGACACAGUGCCCUACCACAACGAGCUCUACCAGUGGAUUCCUGUGGCUAACCCAGUGAACCCCUGCGAGCUGCACUGUCGACCAGUCGUUGAGUACUUUUCGGAGAAGAUGCUCGACGCCGUGACAGACGGGACGCCGUGUUUCAUGAACAACAAGUCCAGAAACAUCUGCGUCAACGGAGUGUGCAAGGCGGUAGGCUGUGACUAUGGCAUCGACUCAAACGCUGUGGAGGAUCGUUGUGGAGUCUGUUUGGGCGAUGGCACAAGCUGUGAGACGGUCCACAAGACGUUUGAUGAAGAAGAAGGCUUUGGGUACAUGGACGUGGGUGUGAUACCUGUGGGGGCGCGGGACAUCCUGGUAAAGGAAGUGGAGGAGGCAGGUAACUUCCUGGCUCUGAGGAGCGAGGCGUCAGAGGAGGAGUACUUUCUCAAUGGCAACUUCAUCAUCCAGUGGAACGGGGAGUAUGAGGCCGGUGGGACGACAUUCUACUACGAACGCAGCGGGAACCUGGAGAACCUUACCGCUCCUGGACCCACCAAAGAGCCAAUUGUACUGCAGUUGCUCUUUCAGGAGAGGAACCCGGGUAUAAAGUACGAGUACAUCAUCAGGAAGACCAAAGAGACAGGAAAUGAGGUCAUCGAACCCAUUUACAGGUGGAGACAUGGGGCGUGGACGGACUGCAGCACCACCUGUGGCUUAGGUGAGCAGCACCAGCCUGUUCGGUGCUUUGAGAUGGACAUGGGUGUCGUGGAUGAGUCUCUGUGUGACCCUGCCAGCCGUCCAGAAGACAGGCACCGAAAAUGCAAGAAUAUGGAUUGUCCCGCAAGGUGGUGGGUGGGUGGCUGGCAGCAGUGUACGGCCACCUGUGGUUCAGACGGGGUACGGAAACGAACCGUGCUCUGUGUUCGAACAGUGUCAGGCGAGGAAAGGGUGCUCCAUCCUGUCGAGUGCAAGCAUCUCCUUAAACCCAAACCUGUGGUGCCAUGUAACAGAGAUGUCCCCUGUGGACAGGACUGGGCUGUCGGCAACUGGGAAGAGUGCCCAGUCACAUGUGGAGGAGGUGUUCGCUCACGUACAGUCACAUGUGCACUAUCACCCAAGAAGACCUGCGACCUCUCAACCAAACCUCGGUCCAGAUCGCUGUGUGCCUUGCAGAGCUGCCCUAACUCAAGUCUCCGGCGACGACCGGGGCCUCCACCUAAAUACCGCCGCAUCUUCCCACCCAAGAGCCACCCCACGAAGCAUCCUACAUCUGCACCUACCUGGGCUCCCUCAAGCACCACGGCCACAGCUGCACCCACAGCUGCCGUCACUGUAAAGAGGAAAACAACCACCACAGCAACUACAACUGCUUUCAUCCCUUCCACAACAUCCCUUUCAACCCCUAAAACAACAAUCCCUGAAAUCAUAGACACAGAUGAUUAUGAGUUUGAUGUUAAAGUGAAGAACAAUGAGGAUAAGAAAGGGAAAGUUUCCCCGCCCAAAGCCAAAUCUGCUGAAAAGGACAGUAAAGUAACUGGCGUGGAAAAGGAAAAGGUAGAGGAGAGUGACGAGGGAGAGGAGGGAAGUACGCCAAAUGUGGUGAUGUAUACUCCAGGAUAUGAUUAUGUUGUUGAGGAUAGGACAACAGAGGAGGAGGAGGGGAUCAUUGACCUGGAUGUUACCACAUCUACAUCACUCAAAAAUCCUCUUAAAUCAACCACGCCGGCACCACUCAUCACACCUGCUUUGCAAACGAGUCCACCCACCAAAGCAUCCACCUACUCCACCCCACACACCAGUACUAAAACAUGGGCGAAGACCACUUACCACUAUCCCUUCCCCAACCCCCACACCACCCCACGUAUCAAUCCAUACAGCCCCAGGACACACAGAGUUCCCCUCACCACUCCUGCGUACCACUCUGUAACAUCGAAAGCGGGCUUCACUACGACAAGAGCUCCUUCAACAACUGCAAGGAAACCAUUCACCAUGGCAGCAUCACCCCAGCCCACAGUUAAGAUCAUUAAACUAAAGAAGCCUGCCGUGACGCCCAGGAAAAACAGCUCCACCUCUCGUUCUAAAAAGCCGUCCUCCUGGCCCAAAGGCGGUCGCUCCAAGAGCCAAAACCAGCGACCACAAAGUCCCGUGAGCAGCUCCGUCAGUGACCAGAGCAACGUGAUGGCCAGAGAGCCGGUCAGCAUGGAUCUAUUCUGGAUUGUAGGAAACUGGAGUGAGUGUUCAACAACAUGUGGAAUUGGAGCAAUAUGGAGGACAGUGGUGUGCAGCUCCCAGAAGGAUGAGGACUGUGCCAACAUAAAGAGACCUGAGCCUGCACGCACGUGUCACCUGCAGCCCUGUGCCACCUGGCAAAGUGGCAGCUGGAGCAAGUGUCCAGAUAACUGUGCGGUGGUGGGAAGGAGGUACCGUGAUGUCCAGUGUGUCGAUUCGCAGAGUAAACGUCCCCUUCGACCUUUCCACUGUCAAGCUGUGUCCAGCAGACCCCUCAGCACCUUGGCGUGCCCUCACAAGCCCUGUAUGAGCUGGAGUACAUCACCAUGGGGACCGUGCUCUGGCAGCUGUGGUGAAGGUGUCAGGGAGCGGCUGGUGUACUGCCCCGAGCCUAAUCGCUGUAGCACCACACUGAGGCCAAACGGCACGGAGCUGUGCAGUUUAAAGCCCUGCACUCAAUGGAAGGCUGAGGACUGGGAGGAGUGCUCUGUGAGUUGUGGUGGGGGUCAGCAGCAGCGUGAAGUUAACUGUGUAACUGAGCAGGAUUUGGCUGUAAUGCCAAACAGCCUCUGUGAGAAGAUUUCCAAACCAGAAACACUCAGGAAGUGCAAUAUGCAGGAAUGCAAGACCAACACAGGUCCAGUUUGCAGGAAGAACACCAUGUCCUCUCGCUUCUGUGACAAGCUGAAGCUGUUGGGUCGCUGCUCUCUCAGGUCUGUCCAAAGACAGUGUUGUGUCACCUGUGGGUCAUAGCCAGGGUCACACACUCAUAUUACAAUGGACACAUCCACAACUACAGUAAUACUUACUGUAUCCUCAUGCAACACAAAGCCAUCCACAGACUGACACGUCCAAACCAAAGUGCUUUUGACCACAACAAGCACAUCGUAAUCAGCACAAGAAACCUGGGUCGACCAAAAUUAUAUUUCCAGUAUAUAUAUGUAUAUUUUAAACUUUUUUAGGUCUUUGUAACUUUUUACAAUGAAAAUUUUGCUAGAAACAUUGAAAAAAACUGAGCAAAAGAGCAUUCAGAACACCGUUAAUGAAUACACAUGCAGACUUCUACAAAUGUAAGAGCUUAAAGGAAUACUUGACCUCAGAAACAUCCAUUUAUAUAUCAUUUAGUCACUCCAUUUUACAUUGAAUUUGUGAAGAAAACUUUGUUUUUCUUGCACGCCUCCAUGGUAAACACAGAGUUCAAAACUUAGAAAAUUCUUGAUUAAUUUAAGUCAUGGGUUAUAUGUUUAAGAACAUAGCAAAACAUCACUCUCACACAACUUGUGCAGUGUAAUCCAAGUCUCAUUUAUGCUCAGUACUUCCUAAACACAUGCAUUUUCGCUAAAUUGUUACUAUUAAAAACAAUGUACCAUAAACGGCCCAAGCACGUGCAAGAGACAAUUUAGCUGUUGUUAAACACCGACCCCUGUGACUUAAAUUCUUCAAGAAAUAUCUCAAUUUUUCUCAAACAAAGUUUUCAACCCAAUUCAACUUACCACAGGGUGAGAAGUUGAUAAAAAAAAUUGUCAAAUUUGGGGGAUUAAGUAUUCUUUAAAUGUUUGUUGAGCCAUGUGGAGGUGUGGAGAAAUGCUUAUCAGAAUUAAAAUAGUUAUUUUUUUAUUAAAAUAAUUAAGAAUUUAUUAACAGGCAAGUUUUAUGAUGUUUAAGGACAUAAAACAAAUGUGUUUAACUGGUGCAAAGUACAGUAAUGCAGUUGAAACAGACUAUACCAAGUCAAAUAACUAAUUUAAGAAGUAAUCAAUAAGCACAAUUCCGAGAUACAAAAGCUCAGUCCAGUGCAAGAGACACUCCUACACAGUUAUGAUGAAUUAAUAACACAAGGUACAGUAUUCACCACUUUUAUUCAGUAACAAAAAUCAGUAAUGACCUACGGUACAUAUCUUUCCGGUGCUUUUAUAACCGUGGUGCUGAUGAUUCACCGAUCCACAGUCAAAUUACCAGUUAUAUUUUUAUUUCAGAGUGAACUGGUAAAAACAGAAUGUAAAUAAAGAUUUUUGUGACCUCUAUAAAAUUGUUAAUAGUAAUUAUAAUCUGUGUUUUUUUUUACUCAUAUAUUUUGCUUUUGUUUCUGCGUGAAUUGUGGUUUUCCUCUCAGAGCUGGCACUGUGUGUUUACAUUUUCCUGGGUACAAGUUCCUGCUUUAGUCUUUUGGUUUUUUUUAAACGAUUGUCAGUGAUAAUUAAAUCGGCUGCAGAACCUGCACUGUUCUGCGGUUGAACCUGUGGUGCUCCUCCUCUGGUGUGAGAUUGACCAACGAGAAAGAGGUGUUGCAGGUCAUCCCUCUCAGGUCCCUGUAAAGAUGGCCGCUGUGUUUGUAUGAUGUUGUACAGGCAUUGUGUGCGCACAUGGUACAUCACCUUGACUGAUUUGUACUUCACAUGUCUCCAUCAAUAGAUGUGAUGAUAAAAGAUUGUUGUGACAAAAAUGCUUUGUAACUGAGACAUGAAAUAAAAUUUUCUUUGAG